UCUUUUCUUUCUUCUCCCUCUUUCCUUAUAUUGCCGCCCCUUCAAAGUCUAUUCCAUUCCUGUCGUCUCUUUUUCUUCCAUCUUCAUCUCACUUCUGGGCGCCACACCACAGCCCUCGUCGCCCCCAAGCAAGCCACCGGCACCGUCACGGAGCUUGUCGUUACGCUCGUCCUAGCCCUCUUCCAGAUCUCUGUCGCGCCCCCACUGCGCCAGAUGCAUCAAAAUGACAACUUCAACCGCCAUUACCAAAGCCAUAAUCAAGCUCAGCCGCAAUGGUCGCUCCCUAUAUUCUCCAUCCUCAGUCUUCUACACUUCCUCCGCAGCUGAAUCUCACUCAACGUCCUCUUUCCAAUCUCCCGAGAAAGAAAAUAGGUCAAGAUUGUCAAAAUGGUUGCUGUUUCUUCCCGGAGCUAUCACAUUUGGUCUGGGCACUUGGCAGAUUUUUAGAAAACAAGAGAAGGUGAAAAUGCUAGAAUAUAGGCAGAAGAGAUUGGGAAUGGAACCUCUAAACUGUAACACUUUGUUAGAACCGAAUGAAGAAUUGGACUCUUUGGAAUUUAGAAAGGUCAUAUGCAGGGGAGUUCUUGAUGAGAAUAAAUCAAUCUUCGUGGGUCCUCGUUCAAGAAGCAUUUCAGGAGUGACGGAGAAUGGCUACUAUGUCAUUACACCCCUUCUGCCUAUCCCCAACGACCAAGAUAGCGUGCAGUCACCAAUUCUGGUAAAUAGAGGAUGGGUCCCCCGCACUUGGAAAGAUAAAGCUUUAGAAGUUGCACGUGAUGCAGAACAAUCUUCGAAGCAAGAAACCCACAUUGUCGAAGAGAGCGAAAGAAGCUCCUGGUGGAAGUUUUGGACAAAGAAGCCCAAAACAAUUGAGGAUCAUGUCCAAGUCGUUUCGCCUGUUGAAGUUAUCGGGAUCGUUCGUGGGAGUGAGAAGCCAAGCAUAUUUGUUCCCCCAAAUGAACCAAGCUCCAACCAGUGGUUCUAUGUUGAUAUUCCUGCAAUUGCUCGUACUUGUGGACUCCCUGAGGCUACUAUAUAUAUUGAAGACAUCAAUGAAAAUGUCAAUCCAAGUAACCCUUAUCCUUUACCAAAGGAUGUGAAUACCUUGAUUCGAAGUUCGGUCAUGCCCCAGGACCAUUUAAAUUAUACGUUGACCUGGUAUUCCCUAUCCGCUGCAGUUACUUUUAUGGCUUUCAAGAGAAUAAGGCCCAAAAGGAGCUGGAGAUGGUAGAUUUUUUACUGAUCAUUUGCAUACAGCAAGCUUUUUUGAGAUUUUCAAGUGAGGAAGAGCUCGGGAUCAAGAUUGGGGAAACGGGUGUUUUCAAAUUGGAUUUUUUGUACCCACCUUUUCUAAAGGUUACAAACCCGUGAAGGUCAAAGUUGAGCAAUACAUAGGAUCUUGUUACAACUAUAUGGACUUUACGUCUUUCCAUGAGGUUCUGGUGAAGGGCGAGGCCUGAACUUUUGACCCUUGACAGAGGGAUGAAGCUUUUGUUUUGUUCUCCCUCUUCCCAUACCGUUGUUGGUAGUUCAGUGAAAUGAUAAAGAAGUUACAGUUUUUUCUUUGAAGGGAAAAAGGAGUUACAGUUUUGGAAUAAUGUGAAUAAUAUAUUU
Molecule: messenger RNA, 1614 nt
Organism: Morus notabilis
Lineage: Eukaryota; Viridiplantae; Streptophyta; Magnoliopsida; Rosales; Moraceae
Product: surfeit locus protein 1
Exons: 7
Coding region: 224-1231 (335 amino acids)
Cellular component (GO): membrane
Source: RefSeq, a predicted model, not a curated record